Molecule: messenger RNA, 2539 nt
Organism: Arabidopsis arenosa
Lineage: Eukaryota; Viridiplantae; Streptophyta; Magnoliopsida; Brassicales; Brassicaceae
Source: the annotation of a GenBank genome assembly
AGAAGAAUCUGAAAACCCUAAUCUGUUCAUCGUUUUCUUCAAUUGCUUGUUGAAGAAGCAGAGAAUCUCCGAGAUCUGUGUGUUCUCUCCCUCUGGGAAUGUGCUUCUUCUUCUUCGUGGAGAACGAUUAAACGGAAACGGAGAUAAAUAUAUGAAGCGUUUUCUGAGAAGUGACUCACAUUGAUGAAUCAAGUUCGUCGUUGGCAGAGGAUUUUGAUCCUCUCGCUGCUAUUAUUAUCUGUGUUAGCUCCGAUUGUUUUCGUUUCGAAUCGGCUCAAGAGUAUUACUUCCGUCGAUAGAGGAGAAUUCAUUGAAGAAUUAUCAGACAUUACAUAUAAGACCGAUGAUCUUGGACUUACUGCUAUUGAACAGGACGAAGAAGGCUUGAAGGAGCCUAAACGCAUUCUGCAGGAUCGAGAUUUUAAUUCUGUGGUUUCAUCAAAUUCCUCGGAUAAAAGUAAUGAUACUGUGCACUCUAAUGAGGGAGACAAAACAACCUUUCUCUCAGAAGUUGAUGGGGGAAAUAAUCACAAACCAAAGGAGGAAGAAGCAGUAGUUUCACAGAAAACCACAGUAAGCUCGAAUGCGGAGGUUAAUCUUUCAGCAAGAGAUAUUCAACUUAAUCAUAAAACGGAAUUCCGACCCCCUUCAGGUAAGAGUGAAAAGAAUACAAGGGUUCAGCUUGAAAGAGCAACAGAUGAGAGGAUAAAGGAGAUCAGAGACAAAAUUAUCCAAGCGAAAGCCUAUCUGAACUUGGCCCUACCUGGGAAUAACUCCCAAAUCGUAAAGGAAUUGAGAGUUCGAACGAAAGAGCUGGAACGAGCUGUCGGUGAUGCUACUAAGGAUAAAUAUUUGCCAAAGAGCACUCCUAACAGAUUGAAGGCCAUGGAAGUUGCGUUAUACAAGGUCAGUCGUGCCUUUCACAACUGCCCUGCCAUUGCUACCAAACUCCAAGCCAUGACUUAUAAAACCGAAGAACAAGCUCGGGCGCAGAAGAAGCAAGCAGCAUAUUUAAUGCAGCUUGCAGCAAGGACUACCCCAAAAGGGCUUCAUUGUCUCUCAAUGCGGUUGACAACAGAAUACUUUACCCCGGAUCACGAAAAAAGGCAGCUUUUGCAACAAAGUUAUAAUGAUCCUGAUCUCUACCAUUACGUAGUCUUCUCUGACAAUGUUUUGGCCUGUUCGGUUGUUGUUAACUCUACAAUCUCCUCAUCAAAGGAACCGCAAAAAAUAGUAUUCCAUGUGGUGACUGAUUCACUCAAUUACCCAGCAAUCUCAAUGUGGUUUUUAUUAAACCCAUGUGGCAGAGCUUCAAUCCAAAUCCUAAACAUUGAUGAAAUGAAUGUCCUGCCUUUGGACCAUGCUGAAUUGCUGAUGAAGCAAAAUUCAAGUGACCCAAGAAUCAUUUCAGCGCUCAACCAUGCACGCUUCUAUCUCCCAGAUAUCUUCCCAGGUCUAAACAAGAUCGUACUCUUCGACCAUGAUGUAGUAGUUCAAAGAGAUCUAAGUAGACUGUGGAGCCUUGAUAUGACGGGGAAAGUUGUUGGAGCUGUAGAGACGUGUCUUGAAGGUGACCCUUCAUAUCGUUCGAUGGACACAUUCAUUAAUUUCUCAGAUGCAUGGGUUGCUCAGAAAUUUGAUCCCAAGGCUUGCACUUGGGCAUUCGGGAUGAAUCUAUUUGAUCUCCAAGAAUGGAGAAGACAGGAGUUGACUUCUGUAUACCAGAAAUACUUCCACCUGGGAGUUAAAAGACAUCUUUGGAAAGCAGGGGGCUUGCCGAUAGGUUGGUUAACUUUCUUCGGGCAAACUUUUCCGUUGGAAAGGAGAUGGAAUGUGGGUGGGUUAGGUCACGAAUCAGGAGUCAGAGCAAGCGACAUUGAACAAGCAGCGGUUAUACACUACGACGGGAUCAUGAAGCCAUGGCUGGACAUUGGUAUAGACAAGUACAAGCGCUAUUGGAACAUACAUGUACCUUACCAUCACCCUUACUUACAACGAGUCUCUCAGUUGUUAGGGGAAGCAAAUAGAGAAAUGGCUAGCUUUACUGCCUCCGCUUCCACCGUCUCCGCCGCUCGUCCGGCUCUCCUUCUCAAGCCCACCGUCGCCGUCUCCGCUCCUGUUCUUGGUUUGCCUCCAAUGGGUAAGAAGAAGGGAGGAGUGAGAUGCUCAAUGGAGACAAAGCAAGGAAACGUCUCAGUCAUGGGGGCUGGAGUUUCAGCGGCUGCAACUGCUGCUUUGACAGCGGUGAUGAGCAAUCCCGCGAUGGCUUUGGUCGAUGAGAGGAUGUCGACGGAAGGAACAGGAUUACCUUUUGGCCUAAGCAACAACCUCUUGGGUUGGAUUCUGUUUGGAGUCUUUGGUUUGAUCUGGACUUUCUUCUUCGUCUACACUUCAUCUCUCGAGGAGGAUGAAGAAUCUGGUCUUUCACUCUGAAGAAUCAAAUCUUCUUCUUCUCGUUUCCAUUUUCAUGUGAGAACAUGAAUUAAAAAGUGUCCGUUUCUAGUUUCUUGUAAUUGUUAAGUAAAGACUAAAACUAUUU